Fusarium pseudograminearum CS3096 is the source of this 1629-nucleotide messenger RNA. RefSeq lists its product as uncharacterized. Gene Ontology annotation, biological process: glyoxylate cycle. Bases 1 to 1629 code for a protein of 542 amino acids. The transcript has 3 exons. Lineage: Eukaryota; Fungi; Ascomycota; Sordariomycetes; Hypocreales; Nectriaceae. Gene Ontology annotation, molecular function: malate synthase activity. The record is from RefSeq and is a predicted model, not a curated record. Gene Ontology annotation, cellular component: peroxisomal matrix; cytoplasm.
AUGGCUUCUCUCGAUUCCGUCCUCCAGGGCGUUUCCGUCUCUGGCAAGGUCGAUGAGAUCCACCGGAAGAUCCUCACUCCUGAGGCUUUGGGUUUCCUUGCUCUUCUGCACCGCUCCUUCAAUGAGCGACGCAAGAACCUGCUUGAGCGCCGCAAGGCUCGCCAGGCUGAGCUUGAUCGAGGUGUUCUACCCGAUUUCCUUCCUGAGACCAAGCACAUUCGCGAAAACCCUACAUGGAAGGGUGCCGCUCCGGCCCCCGGUUUGGUGGACCGUCGUGUUGAGAUCACCGGCCCCACUGACCGGAAGAUGGUUGUCAACGCGCUGAAUGCCAACGUCUACACUUAUAUGGCUGAUUUCGAGGAUUCAAGUGCCCCUACUUGGGACAACAUGAUCAACGGACAAGUCAACCUCUACGACGCCAACCGUCGCCAAGUCGACUUCAGUCAAGGGCCCAAGGAAUAUAAGCUUCGUACCGAUCGUAAGCUGCCCACUCUGAUUGUCCGUCCUCGUGGCUGGCACCUUGAAGAGAAGCAUGUCACCGUUGAUGGCGAGCCUAUUUCUGGUUCUCUCUUCGACUUCGGCCUGUACUUCUUCCACAAUGCUUUCGAGACACAGCGCCAGGGAUUCGGUCCUUAUUUUUACCUCCCCAAGAUGGAGAGCCACCUUGAGGCACGUCUUUGGAACGAUGCCUUCAACCUUGCCCAGGACUACAUUGGCAUGCCCCGAGGUACGAUUCGAGGCACUGUCCUUAUUGAGACCAUUCUUGCCGCUUUCGAGAUGGACGAGAUCAUCUACGAGCUCCGUGACCACAGCUCUGGACUUAACUGCGGUCGAUGGGACUACAUCUUCAGCGUCAUCAAGAAGUUCCGCAACAACCCCAACUUUGUCCUUCCUGACCGUUCCGCUGUCACCAUGACUGUGCCCUUCAUGGAGUCAUAUGUGAAGCUCCUUAUCCAAACUUGCCACAAGCGAGGCGUUCACGCUAUGGGCGGCAUGGCUGCUCAGAUUCCCAUCAAGAACGACGACGCCGCAAACGACAAGGCCAUGGAGGGCGUCCGCGCCGAUAAGCUUCGUGAAGUUCGUGCUGGCCAUGACGGCACCUGGGUUGCUCAUCCCGCUCUGGCCAGCAUCGCUACCGAGAUCUUCGACAAGCAUAUGCCCACUCCUAACCAGCUUUUCGUACGCAGAGACGAUGUCACCAUCGGCCAGAACGACUUGCUCAACAUGAACGUCCCAGGCACCAUCACAGAGGAGGGUAUCAAGAAGAACCUCAACAUUGGUCUCGGUUACAUGGAGGCUUGGAUUCGGGGAGUGGGAUGUGUUCCCAUCAACUACCUUAUGGAGGACGCUGCCACAGCCGAAGUCUCUCGCAGUCAGCUCUGGCAGUGGGUCAAGCAUGGUGUCAGCACCGCCGAUGGCAAGCGUGUUGACAAGUCGUAUGCUCUAAAGCUCCUCAAGGAGACUGCCGACCAGCUUGCUGCCUCUGGCCCCAAGGGAAACAAAUACCACCUUGCCGCUCAAUACUUCUCCGGUCAGGUUACCGGCGAGGACUAUGCUGACUUCCUUACAUCGCUUCUAUACAACGAGAUUACUCAAGCUGGACCCCCUAGCCCUGCUUCGAAGCUAUGA